Messenger RNA from Theobroma umbraticum, 1687 nucleotides. Its product is annotated as protein NUCLEAR FUSION DEFECTIVE 4-like. Lineage: Eukaryota; Viridiplantae; Streptophyta; Magnoliopsida; Malvales; Malvaceae. Gene Ontology annotation, cellular component: membrane. The record is from RefSeq and is a predicted model, not a curated record.
AUGGGUCCUUUGUUUUCUGCUACUUAUGCUGGAAAAUGGCUAGGAUUGGUCACAGCUAUAUGGGUUCAGGCAAUUUGUGGCAACAAUUACACAUUUGCUAAUUACUCUGAUGCAUUGAAAUCACUAAUGGCUCUUACACAGCUGGAGCUCAACAAUCUUUCAGUCGCUAAAGAUGUUGGCAAGGCUUUUGGACUUCUUUCUGGCUUUGCUUCCGAUUGUUUGCCAACAUCAGUUCUACUCAUCAUUGGAUCACUGGAAGGGUUUAUAGGAUAUGGAGUUCAAUGGCUUGUUGUCAGCCAGCGGAUUCGUCCUCUUCCAUACUGGCAGAUGUGUAUUUUCCUGUGUCUGGGAGGCAACAGCACAACAUGGAUGAACACAGCAGUUCUAGUGACUUGCAUGCGAAAUUUUCCUAAAAAUCGUGGCCCGGUCUCAGGUAUCCUUAAGGGUUAUGUUGGACUUAGCACUGCAAUCUUCACAGAUAUCUGCACAGCUCUCUUCUCUUCUGACCCUUCUACAUUUCUCUUCAUUCUUGCGGUUGCUCCUGCCGUUGUUUGCCUCGCUGCUGUCUUCUUCCUCCAUGAAACCCCACCGGCUUCAAGGCCAAGUGAAUUGCAACAAGAAACACAAUAUUUCCACAUCUUCAAUGGCAUUGCUAUCGUAUUAGCUGUCUAUCUCUUGGCCUUUGAUAUCAGUGGAAGUCAUGGUCAGUUUUUGUCAGUGAUAUUUGCAGUAGGACUUGUUACCCUUCUAGCGACUCCAUUGGGAGUCCCAUUGUACUCUAUUCUAUCCAAACCAAGGUCAAACUCUGAUAUUGAGCAACCAAUGAAGGAGCCAUUGCUUCUGAACCAAUCAAAGAAGCUGGAGACAACAACUGCUGGUGUUAUGCUGGAGGAUCCUGACAGGAAACGACCACUGAUUGGGGAGGAUCACACGAUCAUUGAGAUGGUACAAACAUUUGACUUCUGGAUAUUGUUUGUGUCAUUUCUUUGCGGUGUAGGUACUGGAAUGUGUGUGAUGAACAACAUGGGACAGAUGGGGCUAGCUCUUGGCUACGCUGAUGUGUCCAUUUUCGUUUCUCUCACCAGCAUUUGGGGUUUCUUUGGACGCAUUGGUUCAGGUUUAUUAUCAGAAUACUACAUCUGGAAAUUUGGGACUCCAAGGCCUCUCUGGAAUGCAGCUUCUCAAGUUUUAAUGGCCAUUGGAUUUGUCAUCAUGGCCUUUGCCUUGCCAGGAUCACUCUAUGUUGGUUCAAUCUUGGUCGGAAUAUGCUAUGGAGUUCGCCUGACAGUAACAGUCCCAGUUGCAUCAGAACUUUUUGGGCUCAAAUAUUAUGGUCUUGUAUACAACAUCCUCAUUCUCAACCUUCCUCUGGGAUCCUUCCUGUUCUCGGGCCUGCUUGCUGGUUAUUUGUACGAUGCCGAAGCCACCGCCAAUGCGGGAGGAGGCAACACCUGCAUUGGGGCUCAUUGUUACCGCCUUGUCUUUGUCAUCAUGGCCAUAACAUGUAUCCUUGGAUUGGGCCUGGACAUGUUGUUGGCUGUCAGAACAAGAACUGUCUAUGCCAAGAUUCACGAGAGCAAAAAAUCCAUUACUGCUACAAAAACUACAGAUCAUUCUUCAUCAGCAACAUGCUGAGCAGAUGCUUUUCUGUAUAGAAAUUUUUUUAGUUUGUCACCAGGUAUCCAUC